GGAGCACGGCAAGGGUCUGAUCAGCCACAAGGACCCGACCAAGACCCCUACUACCAAGCACAAGACCAAGGAGGAGAUGUUGGCCAGACCCAUGCACCAGGACAAGCACUGGAUCAACCACAGACCCCAGUUCAACAUCUCCAGGGAGCACAAGAAGCCUCUUACGAGCCAGAGGUGCCAGAAAUAGAGAGCAGCCAGAGCUACGUGCCAGGACAAGGCCCUCAUGCACAGCAGGCAAGGCAGCACAUGUAUCAGUCAUACGCACUGGGAUUAGACCCUAACCAAAUACAGCAACCAGAGAGCGCCUACGAGACAUACGCAGAAGGACGAGAUCCCUAUCAAGCUUAUGAAUGUGAGCACGGCCCCUAUCAGCCACAUGAACCUGGUUACGGUCUUUAUCAGCCAGGAUACGGUCCAUACGAUGAUCAGGUACCCAAUCUCAAAUCUCAAAUGCUGGCAAUCCAGAACGCAAAAGCCUAUUUACUGAAGAGCAGCACAACAUCUGGUCUGAACUUAUACGAUCAUCUUGCUAAUAUGCUAACAAAAAUCCUGGAUGAACAUCCUGCAAAUGCAGUAGAUAUAAUUGAGAAUAUCAGCAAGGAUGUGAAGUGGGCUCAGUUUCAGAAAAAGAUGGAUACUCUUCGAGAUGAACAUGAGAUUCUUCCAACAUUUGAAGCUGCAGAAAAGCGUAAAGCUUUGUUCCUCAAGGCAAAUGGAGAAGGAGAUGAAGAACUAGAAGAAGAGAUAGGUGAGACCCCUCUACCUAAUGUGAUGGAAACAGCCUUUUAUUUUGAACAGGCUGGAAUUGGCUUGAGCAAAGAUGAAUCUUAUCACAUAUUCCUUGCCCUUAAAAAACUAAUUAGUGUUCAGCCAAUCCAGACCUGUCGCUUCUGGGGCAAAAUUUUGGGCCUGGAGAUGAACUAUAUUAUAGCUGAAGUACAGUACCAUGAGGGGGAAGAGGAGGAGGAGGAGGAGGAAAUAGAAGAGGAAGUUACUGAGGAAGGAGAGAAAGAGGUAGGUGAGGUCAAAGAUGAAGAUGAGGAGAAAAAAAAAGAAGACGAACCACCAAAGUCCACCUAUAAGCCCCUACCCAUCAUCCCAAAAGAAGAAAAUGGGACUGGGGCUAACAAAUAUGUCUACUUUGUCUGUAAUGAGCCAGGCAAACCCUGGGUGAAGUUGCCUCCAGUGACGCCAGCCCAGAUUGUCUGUGCCAGGAAAAUCAAGAAGUUCUUCACCGGCAGGCUGGAUGCUCCUGUCGUGAGCUUUCCUCCCUUCCCUGGAAACGAGGCCAAUUACCUGCGUGCACAGAUAGCUCGGAUCUCAGCAGGGACGCACGUCUCUCCCAUUGGAUUUUACCAGUUAGCAGAGGAGGAAGAAGAAGAGGAUGAGGGGGGCACAGGAAGAGAUACGUAUGAAGAAAACCCUGAUUUUCAGCCUCUUUCUGUGGCUGAAAUGGUAGAUUCUCUCUCCACAUGGGUACACCAUGUACAGAGUAUUCUAGAGCAGGGACGCUGUGUUUGGUUCAAUCCUUUUCAAAAAUCAGAGGAAGAAGAAGAAGAGGAGGAGGAGGAGAAAGAAGAAGAGCCAGAUGAACUAGAGCAAGAAAUAGGACCACCUCUUCUCACUCCACUCUCUGAAGAUGAAGGAAUGGAAAACCUCCCUGCCUGGACAGCUCGCCCUUCUACAGACGUGAUCCCACAAUAUGCUGUUGCAAUCCUGCAGUCCAACCGAUGGCCGGGAGCAUAUGCCUUUGCAUCUGGCAAGAAAUUUGACAACAUCUACUUUGGCUGGGGUCACAAAUACAGUCCCGAGAACCACACUCCUGCACUGCCUCUGCCUGUGCAAGCAGAGUACCCCAGCGGGCCAGAAAUCACUGAGACAAGAGACCCCACUCUGGAAGAGGAACUGGCUUUCAAGGCUGCGAGGGAAGAAGCUUUAGCUGCAGCCGAGGAAGAGGAGGAAGACGACGAAGAUGAGGAAGAGGAGGAGGAGGAGGAUGACUAA
Apaloderma vittatum (bar-tailed trogon) is the source of this 2004-nucleotide messenger RNA. RefSeq names its product radial spoke head protein 6 homolog A-like. Gene Ontology annotation, cellular component: axoneme; radial spoke. The annotation marks the transcript as partial. The transcript is spliced from 6 exons. The record is from RefSeq and is a predicted model, not a curated record. Gene Ontology annotation, biological process: cilium movement involved in cell motility; cilium assembly; axoneme assembly. Lineage: Eukaryota; Metazoa; Chordata; Aves; Trogoniformes; Trogonidae.